Molecule: messenger RNA, 671 nt
Organism: Paramecium sonneborni
Lineage: Eukaryota; Ciliophora; Oligohymenophorea; Peniculida; Parameciidae
Source: the annotation of a GenBank genome assembly
AAAUAAAUGAGCAUUGAAGAUGCGAUGCAAGAAGCCUUAAAGAUGGGGUAUUAGAUUGAUCAAAAAACAGUAAAACAUAAUAUGGAUGUGCAAUUUGUUAAUGUGGAAAUUGUUAAUUCAAGAGUCGAAGAUUUCAAUUGGCUACUUCUUAUAGAAAGAGAUCUUUAACAUAAAAAAUAAGUGUAAGGGAAACUCCAAUCACAGUAAUUCGUGGUUUUUACGAACUUUUGAGAAUUCUUAUAGGUAGAUGCAAGGUCUGCCAAAUUAGUUUGUAACAAACAAUUAGAGAUAAUAUCGAGGAUUCAGUUUGACUGGAACUCCUGCUCGAACGUAUAAUUCUGGAGUGCCUAUCAUUCAUCAUUUGAAGGAAGCACUUGACAUUAAGAGUUUUUUGCAGAUAAGCCUAAAUAAACAAAUGUACUAUUCAAGAGACCAUAUGAACUGCAUAAAGGUCCUUUAAGAAUACAAAAUUUAGAGACUUAGAAUUAGAAAGUUUAUUAAAGAUUAAAAAUUUAACCUCAAACUGCAGUUGCUGAAUAAAAUCAGAUCGAACAAAUUUUAAAAGUGUAAUUAAUUUAUAAAAUAUUAGAAAUUUAUCAAUCCCAAUGAAUACAAUGUACUAAUCAUCUUUUGGAGAAAUGCCAGAUUUGACUUAAACAGCGGAUAGACAA